Cicer arietinum (chickpea) is the source of this 2806-nucleotide messenger RNA. Its product is annotated as U-box domain-containing protein 19-like. Gene Ontology annotation, biological process: protein ubiquitination. Gene Ontology annotation, molecular function: protein binding; ubiquitin-protein transferase activity. The record is from RefSeq and is a predicted model, not a curated record. Lineage: Eukaryota; Viridiplantae; Streptophyta; Magnoliopsida; Fabales; Fabaceae.
UGCCAAAUUUUUAUUACCCCCAACCUCUAAACAACCAACCACUUUAGGACUCCGUACAGUUUAUUUAUUUUAAUUAUUCAGGUUAGCAGCUUGAUAUUGGUGACAAAAUUUAUCAUUACACAUGUCGAUAAAAAAAAUAUCCACCUGUUAGGUCGGUUGUAUGGACCCACCAGCCAUCAUUUCAAAAAAACUCUAUCCCUUUACCUUCUUCCCCCGAUUAACAAUCCACAAAGUCAUAAAAAUAUAAUUACAGCAUCCUUAGAGUUCCACGUGUUCCAUAACGAAUCUUCCUCACUCCUACUCCUUUCCCCCUAAUCCUAGUCGACAGAUACCAAUACCAUGUCCAUAUAUACUGCUACGUGUCGACAACAUUUUACAGUCAGCACCACACACUCCCGCUCUAUGAAAUAUCUAUCCAAUUCCAUCAAAUUAGUAAGUACUAUGUUUUAUUCCUAAAUUGUUUCUUUUCAAAGAUGAAUACUCAUCUCUCUAAUCAAAGGGAUCGCCGCAUCCUAUCAUUCCCAGCGGUUCACCCUUGCCAAAACAUAUCUCCACCAACACUAAUCACUUCUCUAAUCACUCUCUCACAAGCUAUAUCCAAUUUCAAACCCGAUUCUUUCCCCACACAACGACGCAACGCAAGAGAAACUAUUCGUCAAAUUAACAUCAUCUCAAUAUUCCUUCACGAAAUUCAACACCAUAGUAACUCCACCAUCCUCUGUUUCUCCGAACUUCACUUCACUUUACAAAAAAUUCACUUCUUAAUGCAGGAUUGUACUCACGAAUCCGCACGGAUUUUUAUGCUCGCCAAAUCUCAACACGUGGCAUCUCAAUUUCGUUCUCUUAUUCGCGCCACAGCUACUACGCUUGAUGUUUUACCUUUACAUGGAAUCGACGUUUGCGACGAAGUGAAAGAGUUAGUUGAGUUAGUUACGAAACAAGCGAGAAAAGCUAAAUUCGAAGUGGACCCCACCGACGAGAUUUCAAGCAAAAAACUUCAUUUCAUUCUUCAUCAAUUCGAGAGAGGAAUCGAACCUGAUAUCAGUUCCAUGAAAGAAAUUCUCGAUUACGUAAAAAUCAAAAACUGGAAUGAUUGCAACGCAGAGAUUAAAUUCUUAGAAGACGAAAUAAGCUUCUUAGAGAAUCACAAUUGUGACGAACGAGAAGUUCCAUUGUUGAGUAGCUUAAUUGGAUUUUUAAGCUACUGUAGGGGAGUGAUAUUCGAAUCUCUUGUUCUUGAUCGAAAUUCUGAUGAAUCCGAAGAAUCUCGACGCAGCACGGAGAUGAUAACGAUAACAACUUGUUUGAAUCCAGAGGAUUUUCGGUGUCCAAUUUCACUCGAAUUAAUGACAGAUCCAGUAACAGUUUCAACAGGACAAACCUACGAUCGCGUUUCAAUUCAGAAAUGGCUUAAAUCAGGAAAGAAAAAAUGCCCCAAAACAGGGGAGAAUCUCAAUAACACAGAGUUAGUUCCAAACACAACGCUCAAGAAACUUAUUCAACAAUUCUGCACCGACAACAAUGUUUCAUUCACCAAAUCGUGUAACCGUAUUCGUGACAUAACGAGAACAAUUUCACCAGGUAGUUCUUCAGCAGCACAUGCUAUGCAGUUUCUAUCGUGGUUUCUAACGAAGAAGCUCGUUUUCGGAACAGAAGAAGAGAAGAACAAAGCAGCUUACGAAAUUCGUUUGUUAACAAGAUCGAGUAUUUUUAACAGAUCGUGUUUGAUUGAAGUUGGAACUGUUCCUCCAUUGUUGGAACUUUUAGCUACGAAUAAUAGGAAUAAAACGACGCAAGAGAAUGCAGUUUCUGCUUUGUUGAAACUCUCAAAGCAUGCUAAUGGGCCUGAAAAUAUAAUGGCCCAUGAAGGUUUAAAGCCCAUUAUCGAAUUACUUAAAAAUGGGCUUAGCCUUGAAUCUCGUCAAAUCGCAGCCGCUAUAAUAUUCUAUCUUUCAUCUGUGAAAGAAUACAGAAAUAUAAUUGGGGAAAAUCAAGAUGCAAUUUUAGGGUUAGUGGAAUUGGUUAAAAAUGGAACAACAUGUGGGAAAAAGAAUGCAGUUGUUGCGAUUUUCGGACUUCUUUUACUUCCUCGGAAUCAUAAACGCGUGCUUGAAGCGGGUGCUGUUCACGCGCUUGUUUCGAUUUUAGAUUCUUCGUGUAAAGAAGAACUUGUAACUGAAGCUUUGGCGGUUCUUGCGGCGUUGGCUGAGAAUUUCGAUGGAGCGAACGCUGUGUUGGAAGCUUCUGGUUUAUCGUUGAUUACUGGGAUGUUGAGAUCUGCUACUUCGCGUACAGGGAAGGAACACUGUGCUUCAAUUUUGUUAUCACUGUGUGUUAAUAUUGGUGCUGAUGUUGUAGGUGUUCUUGCUAAGGACGUUACGGUUAUGCCUUUGCUUUAUUCGCUUCUUACUGAUGGUACUUCUCAUGCUGCUAAGAAAGCGCGUUUCCUUAUUAAAGUUUUACAGGAUUUUAACGAAACAAUAGCUUCUCGAUUGAAAGGUUCUUCAGUUCCACGUGAAAGAUCGCUUAACGUUUGUUGAUGUAUGGGUUUAUUAUAAUUUAGAAAUUAGAAUUUGUGUAAAUAUAUACUCAUACUUUUUGUGUGUGUAAAUAGUAGUAACAGAUACUGUUACAUAUAUUGGUCAUUGCCACAUUUGAAAAUUUGUGUAAUUAGCUCUAUGUGCUUUUUUAUCCGCAGUGAGCUAAUUUCAAUAAGUGAGUUUCAGCUUAUGGAGUUAUGUUUAUGCUGUAUCUAGUCUAGUUAUUAACUUAUUAUUUGGAUUAAAGUGGUGGGAAAUUAGUUAAA